Larimichthys crocea (large yellow croaker) is the source of this 2101-nucleotide messenger RNA. RefSeq names its product V-set and transmembrane domain containing 4a (gene vstm4a). Bases 476 to 1663 code for a protein of 395 amino acids. The transcript has 8 exons. Gene Ontology annotation, cellular component: membrane. Lineage: Eukaryota; Metazoa; Chordata; Actinopteri; Sciaenidae. The record is from RefSeq and is a predicted model, not a curated record.
CAUUUGGCUUUGGCAGAGCUCGAAGCGCCAGCAGAAGCCCUGCCUCAGCAGUUUAGCCUGCCCAAUAAAGCAGCAGGCUUCAUACCGCUGGGACAGUCUGACAACCACAGCCAGAGACAAGCCCAUGCCACUCUGUCCAGCAGCCAGACAGGGAGAGGUCCCAGCAUACUCACGCACAUCCACAUAUGAACCACACAUGAAUACAUGCAUGCAGACACAGAAACACAGAGGUCACAUACAUGAACUUCAACAUUUGCUCUUUGUAAACUUUAUUUGGAGAUGCAAGAUGAGGAUUACCCCAAGAGAGAAAUUUGGGUAAUGGAAAUGCAUGUUCAGAGCUCUAUUGCAUAUGCUUCUCAAAAUGACACAGUAUGGUAGGCACAUGCACACACACACAAACCACGAGUCUUGACCAUCGCCUUAGAGGUCUGGGGUUUUGGGCUGUGGUCCAAGACUCUUCACAGGAACACAGGAAAUGACAUUUCCUACGUUUUGCAGGACACACAGAGAAAGAGAGAGUGAGAGAGAAAAAGCCAGAGAGAGAGAGACAGAGAGAGAGAGCUGGGAGAGUGAGUGGGAGUUUCUAAGUGGGAACAGAGCAUUUACUGUUUCAUAUUACACAGAAAAGAGGAGAAAGAGGAGAAGAGUUAAUGAGGUAUGUCAUGCCCUGAAUGUGACAGUGACCCCUGGGCCUGUUAUCAUGGUAACAGAGAAAGACAACUUGACGCUCUCCUGCCUCGUAUCUCAGAGGAAGAGGAGCGGAAGUGUCCUCAUCCUUCGCUGGUUCUUUUCUCCUCUUGUUGCACCAACUCUCACCCCUCCUCCCACCUCUCCGUCCCCCUCUCCUCCUGCCCUUGAGAGCUCUCAGUUUCUGAUUGUGAAGAUGGGCAUAAAGAAAAUGAAGCUGUAUGGGAACUACACCCGUCGAUUCCCCCAGCCAAAGUUUCGUCUGUAUGAGGAAACAGAGGGAGAAGUGUACCGGUUAUGGAUUCUCAGUGUGACAGGAAUGGACCAGGGUUUCUACACCUGUAGAGUUCAGGAGAUUCGUAAACACAGGAGCACAUGGAGAGCAUCAUCCAAUGGCACCAGCACCACACAGCUCACAGUGCACUUAACUCUUGAUGAUGGUACCAGUGAAGGACUGUUACGUUUAUUUGCAGAUGUGUAUCUGUGUGCCGUGCUGAUUUGCUCACUGGGCCUGUUGUCCAUCUUCCUGUUCACGCUGGUUCUCACUUGCCAGUACUUUUACAGAAGACACAGGCUCAAAGCCAGUUAUCUUCUGGUCAAGUGUCCAGAAAGUAGCUCAGGAGAGACUGUUACUAGUUCGAGCAGUUCCUCCAGUUCCUCCCCAAGAGCCCAAAGGAAAGACACAAGACAGAAAACCGACAGAAGAGUAACUGUAACACCACCUAAACUACCCGAGGAGCCACCACACAUACCAGCUAAAGUGCCUGUUGCUGUCAAGAGACCUCAGAAGCCCAGAAGGUUAAAGACUCAUCUAAAGAGUUCUGCCACUUCUCGAGUAUCACAGGAGGAUAGUCUGACAUAUGCAGAACUGGAGUUGGUCAGACCAAGGCCGGAGCCCCCCUCCAGCCCUGAACCCACACCCUCCAGCCCGGACACUGUGUACGCUCAGAUACUCUUCCAGGAAAAACAGCUGUAAAGACAGCAGCUCUGGACACAUGGAUGUCAUGGUGCCUCCUGGUGAGGGCAGAGAUUCAGCUCUCCAAACUGUAAUGUGGAGUGGGAUCCAAAGGACUAUAUUUAUGAACUAUCAGUAUGGCAUUUAGCAUUUGUUUUUUGGCUGUAAGUACGCUACAACUGUUGGUAAAUGAGGGUUUUGUGUUUUCUCUGCGCAGUUCCAUUCCAGCACAGCAGUUUUGGGGUCUUAUAAUUCUGUUGUUUUGUUUGUUGGCAUCGCUGGCCUGUGAGCCAGAUGUUUAUAAGAAUGCUCUUACUGUUAACUAUUCUGUAUAAACUCAGGAGACUGUGUGGAAAGAAACUGUUGUCCAGACUCUGCAGUGUCGUAAGGCAUUGUAACACUUUUCAACUGCAUUUAUAAUUCCAGUACUAAUACACCAAAUAAAUAAAUAUAUGCCUG